Molecule: messenger RNA, 819 nt
Organism: Musa acuminata AAA Group (dessert banana)
Lineage: Eukaryota; Viridiplantae; Streptophyta; Magnoliopsida; Zingiberales; Musaceae
Product: small ribosomal subunit protein eS24z-like
Exons: 6
Coding region: 95-313 (72 amino acids)
Biological process (GO): translation
Cellular component (GO): ribosome
Molecular function (GO): structural constituent of ribosome
Source: RefSeq, a predicted model, not a curated record
CUCCCUCUCUCUCUCUCUUCUUUUGCGUCGCUGCCCGCCGUGUCGUCGCCACCGAUGGGAGCUCGCUUCUUCCGCUGCGAAGAAAGAAGAAAAAAUGGCGGACGCGAAGGCGGUCACUAUUCGGACGCGGAAGUUUAUGACCAAUCGCCUUCUCUCCAGGAAGCAAUUCGUCAUUGACGUGCUUCACCCGGGAAGAGCCAAUGUCUCCAAGGCGGAGUUGAAGGAGAAGCUGACGAAGCUGUACGAGGUCAACGAUCCGAACAUGAUCUUCGUGUUCAAGUUCAGAACGCACUUCGGAGGAGGGAAAUGUUGAUGUUGAUAGGAAGAGAGGAUAGAGAUAUCAAACAGACGAAGAGAAAUACACGGGUUUUGGUUUGAUCUAUGAUACGGUGGAAAAUGCAAAGAAGUAUGAGCCCAAGUAUCGUCUCGUCAGGAAUGGGCUUGCCACAAAGGUCGAGAAGUCAAGGAAGCAAUUAAAGGAAAGAAAGAACAGAGCAAAGAAAGUUUGUGGAGUCAAGAAGACAAAGGCUGGAGAUGCUGCCGAGGCUUGGGUUGGCCAGUCGAUAAUACUUGCUAGCAUAGAAUCGGGACAUUUUGUUCUGCUAUGCAUGUAUUGACGUCAGCUUGCACGUUGCCCAUCAACACUUCCACUAGGCAUUACAAGGCCCGAACAUGAAUGGGCGGUUAGGAUUCAAAACUUCAAGAAGAGAUGGCGUCUUAGCACGAAUCACGAAGAACGGGUCCUUCGUUUUCUUGCUUAUUAUUAUGAAGCCCAAUUAAUUAUGCAAGAAAAAUCUCAGCGGCAGGAAAUGUUGUGCA